Cryptomeria japonica (Japanese cedar) is the source of this 2616-nucleotide messenger RNA. Its product is annotated as glutamate receptor 2.7-like. Gene Ontology annotation, molecular function: ligand-gated monoatomic ion channel activity; signaling receptor activity. Bases 1 to 2616 code for a protein of 871 amino acids. NCBI's taxonomy places the organism in Eukaryota, Viridiplantae, Streptophyta, Pinopsida, Cupressales, Cupressaceae. The record is from RefSeq and is a predicted model, not a curated record. The transcript is spliced from 5 exons. Gene Ontology annotation, cellular component: plasma membrane.
AUGAGGUGUAUGGCAGACAUUGAUUGCCACGGGCAAAUAUUAGCAGCAAUAUUUGCUAUCAGUUUGCUUUCAAAUCUAUGCUCUUCGACUCAAGCUGAUAACAACGUUGAUGUAGGGGCCAUCGUGGACUCUGAUUCUUUGGUGGGGAAAGUGGCCAAAACUGCCAUUUAUUUAGCUGUGGAUGAUGUGAAUAAUGAUCCACACCUUCUGAAUGGCAUGCGUCUCCUCCUGCAUAUGCGCGACGGGGAAGGAGAUUCCCUCGGUGGUGCGAGCGCCGCUGUUGACCUGCUGAAAGAGGAAGCAGUAGCAAUAAUCGGGCCACAAAAGUCUGAAGUCGCAGAGUUCGUAUCAGAUGUGGGAGAUGCAGGCAAUGUGCCGAUUGUGACGUUCUCUGCUACGAGUCCCCUGAUUUCCAACUCCAGAUUUUCAUACUUCGUUCGUAUGGCACGCAGCGAUGCGUUGCAAAUGAAGGCCAUUGCAGCCCUCAUAAGGUACUAUGGCUGGAGAAGAAUUGUGGUUGUUUAUCCUGACGAUGACUUCGGUUUCGGCGCCGUAAAUUCGUUAAGCGAUGCGCUGAGGGACGUCGGGUCCGAAAUAGAAUACAGAUCGUCAAUUUCCCCAAGUGCAACCAGGCAGGACAUAAGGGAGGAGCUCUUCAAAGUGAAUAAUAUGCAGUCCAGAGUGUUCGUUGCUCACAUGACCGACACUCUCGGAUUGAAGCUGUUUGCGGAGGCGCAUGAGAUAGGAAUGAUGGGGCCCGGUUAUGUCUGGAUAACAACAGAUGGAUUUACCAGUCUUUUGGAUACUCUGCUCAAUGCUUCCACUAUGGCGUCCAUGGAAGGCGUUGUCGGAGUGAAGACAUAUGUUCCCCAUUCAGAAAAGCUUAAAAAUUUCACCAAACGGUGGAAACAAAAAAAUAGGGCUGAAAACCCUGGCGAGGAUUUACAGCUCAAUCAGUACGGUUUAUUGGCAUACGACAGCGUCCGUAUGCUAGCCGUGGCCAUUACUAAAUUGAUAUCCAGUAAUAUCAGCUUUAACUUCUCGAAGCCUUCUAGUCCUCCACCAGCACUUGGAAAUGCAACGGACUUGACAAAUAUCAUGGUAUUUCAGCAGGGGCAGCAGCUGUUGCAACACAUACUUGAAACUAACUUUACCGGGCUAAGCGGCGCUGUUAAACUUAGCAAUGGAGAACUAUCAGGGUCUACUUAUGAAAUAGUGAAUGUGGCAGGCAAAAGUUACCGUUCCAUUGGUUACUGGACGGAUGAUCAUGAAACUCAGUAUCUGUCUAGGGUGUAUCCACUACCUUUUAACAAUACCGUAGAAAGUCUUAAGACGGUGAUUUCGCCAGUAGGAGGCGCGGAGAUUCCACGGGGUUGGGUGAUACCCACAACCAGCAGACCCCUUCAAAUAGGGGUGCCCCUAACGAAAGGCUUCAAGGAGUUCAUAACUGUCACAUAUGAUAAAAGCCGUAAGCAAAACGUUGUCAAGGGUUUCUGUAAGGAUGUAUUUGACGCGGUUCUCAGCCGGCUUGACUAUGCACUGCCAUACGAUCUCAUACCUUAUGCCUCUGAUACGUAUGACGAUCUUGUCUAUCAAAAAUUCGAUGCGGUAGUUGGCGAUACUACAAUUUUAGCAAAUCGAAGCAAUUUUGUGGAUUUUACACAUCCGUAUACAGAAACUGGCAUGGCAAUGGUGGUGCCCAUUACGACUGAAGGCGGCAACAAUCCAUGGGCAUUUCUUCUCCCAUUUACUCUUGACUUGUGGUGUACAGCAGGGGCACUUUUCAUCUUUACAGGAGUCGUGUUACGGAUCGUUACAAACAUAUACUUCACAAUGGUUUUGCAUUCAGCCAUUUACAGUUUACUUAGAAACCUCCCUUCAGAGAAUUUAUAUCCUUCCACUCUGGCAAUGUUUGCAGGAGAGGCGAUCAGGAGAAAUGAAACUCGAGUUGCCAUUAUAAUCUGGCUUUUUGUAGUUCUGAUAUUGGUGUCGAGCUAUAUAGCAAAUCUCACUUCAAUCCUCACAGUUAAACAAAUGACGCCAAAGAUUAUAAGUGUGGACUCUCUCAUAAACAAAAGACUUCCAGUGGGCUAUCAAGGAGGAUCUUUUGUGCGUGAUUAUCUUCAAAAACACUUCCGAAUAACAAAACACAAUUUGAAAAAUUAUUCAAAUCCUGAACAAUAUGCCGAGGCUCUGACAAAGGGUCCAGACAACGGUGGCGUUGCUGCUAUUUUUGACGAGAUCCCUUACAUACGCCUUUUCUUGUCCCAGCAUUGUGGGUAUACAGUCGUGGGGCCUACCUACAGAACCGGCGGUCUAGGAUUUGUGUUUUCCAAAGGUUCUCCUCUGCUCUCAGAAAUUUCCAGGGCCGUUUUGUCUCUCUUAGAGGACCCAGAAAUGCAGAAAAUCGAAGCCAUGUAUUUCAAUAAUGACAACGUGUGCGCUAGUUCCGGACCAACAGGAGAAUCAAACAGGUUGAGCAUUCAUAGUUUUUGGGUGCUAUUUAUAAUCACAGGAUCUGUAUCACUAAUAGCACUGAUGGUAUUCUUCUCCCGUCUCCUGUACGCAGAGCUUUCAGAAUAUCAUUACUUGAUUAUAAAUGAUUUUGUAAUGUGA